This is a messenger RNA of Neopsephotus bourkii (Bourke's parrot), 2313 nucleotides long. RefSeq names its product cyclin T1 (gene CCNT1). Bases 56 to 2191 code for a protein of 711 amino acids. The record is from RefSeq and is a predicted model, not a curated record. Gene Ontology annotation, cellular component: cyclin/CDK positive transcription elongation factor complex; nucleus. Gene Ontology annotation, biological process: regulation of transcription by RNA polymerase II; positive regulation of DNA-templated transcription, elongation. The transcript has 9 exons. NCBI's taxonomy places the organism in Eukaryota, Metazoa, Chordata, Aves, Psittaciformes, Psittacidae. Gene Ontology annotation, molecular function: cyclin-dependent protein serine/threonine kinase activator activity.
CGUAGCGGUGCGUGCGUGCGUGCGUGCGUCGCUCCGUGCGCGGGCGCAGAGCGCCAUGGAGGCGGCGGCGGGCGGCGGGGCCGGCGGCUCGGCGGGGCGCCGCUGGUACUUCAGCCGCGAGCAGCUGGACCGGAGCCCUUCCCGCCGCGCCGGGCUCGACCCCGACAAGGAGCUCUCGUACCGGCAGCAGGCGGCUAACCUGCUGCAGGACAUGGGGCAGCGCCUCAACGUGUCUCAGCUCACCAUCAACACGGCCAUCGUGUACAUGCACCGCUUCUACAUGGUGCAGUCCUUCACCCAGUUCCACCGCAACGCCGUGGUUCCAGCUGCGCUCUUCCUGGCAGCCAAGGUGGAGGAGCAGCCUCGGAAGCUGGAACAUGUCAUCAAGGUGGCUCGUGCCUGUUUGCAUCCCUUGGAACCGCCUCUGGAACCCAAGAGCGAGGCUUACCUGCAGCAAGCCCAAGACCUGGUCAUUCUAGAGAGCAUCAUCCUGCAGACCCUGGGCUUUGAGAUCACCAUCGACCACCCCCAUACCCACGUGGUGAAGUGCACGCAGUUGGUGCGAGCCAGCAAGGACUUGGCCCAAACUUCCUAUUUCAUGGCUACCAACAGCCUGCAUCUGACCACCUUCAGCCUGCAGUACACCCCUCCCGUUGUGGCCUGCGUCUGUAUCCACCUGGCUUGUAAGUGGUCCAACUGGGAGAUCCCAGUCUCCACGGACGGGAAGCACUGGUGGGAAUACGUUGAUGGCACUGUAACUCUGGAGCUCUUAGAUGAGCUGACCCAUGAGUUCCUGCAGAUCCUGGAGAAGACUCCGAGCCGGCUCAAGCGCAUCCGUAACUGGAGGGCCACCCAAGCAGCCAGGAAGUCCAAGGCUGACGAGCACGGGGACGACGAGAGCCUGUCGGAGCAGACCAUCCUCAGCAUGAUCUCCCGGAACAACAGCUCGGACAUGAACAUCGCGGGGCUCAUGAGCAUGUCCUCGUCCUCCAGCGCCGCGCUGCCGCCUGCCCCCGACUCCCCCAGCGAGCAGAGCAGUGAUGCGGCCCAGCAGCAGGAGCACUGGUACCCCCCGGCCAAGCUGGAGCCAGCGCAGAGCCACCGGACUAGCGAGAGCUGCGGUGCUGAGCACCCCGGGCAGCAGCAGGAUGGGGCCCCCUACCCGAAGCAGGGCAGCAAGAACACGCCGGCGGCCAAGGUGUCGCUCAAGGAGUACAGGGCCAAGCACGCCGAGGAGCUGGCGGCACAGAAGAGGCAACUGGAGAACAUGGAGGCCAACGUGAGGUCCCAGUACGCCUACGCUGCUCAGAACCUGCUGGUGCAGCAGCAGCGGGAGGUGCAGGAUAGGGACCCAUCGCCCAUCAUCCUGAAGAUCCCCAUCGGCGGCCCCGAGAACCCCGACAAGGGGGACAAGGGCUCGGCGCUGAAGCUGAGGCUGCCGGUGAGCGGGGAGCGCCCGCUGCCCUCCAAGCAGGAGGAGAUCAAGAUGCGCAUCAAGGUGCCCCCGGGCGGGGACAGACACGGCUCCUCGGACGAGGGCAGCGCCAAGGCCCGGGAGCACAAGGAGAAGCACAAGGGGCACUCCUCCAACCACCACCACCACCACAACCACCACUCACACAAACACUUCCCCCCCCAGCUCGGCGCUGGGCCCAGCGGCGCCGGCACCAAGCGCCCGGGGGACUCUAAGCACGGUGGCCAGCCCGGGGCUGUGCCCCACAAGAGCUACGGGCCCCUCUCCUCCUCCUCUUCCCGCAAGAGGCCUCUGCCCGAGGAGGCGGCCGCCGCAGCCCAUGAGCACCAGCCCAAAGGCAGCAAAGCCUCCAAAGGCCCCGGGGCGCCCUUCCCGUAUCCCCAUCUCCCCACGGACGGGGGAGGCCUCCCCUUCGGUGCUGCCAGCAAAGCACGGGGGCCGCACAGCAAACUGGACAAGGGGCCUUCGGGGGCCAACGGGCACAGCUCCAGCCAGGCCAGUGACUACCAGGACACAGUGAACAUGCUGCACUCGCUGCUGAGCGCACAGGGCAUGCAGCCCACCCCCCCGCCCGCCUUCGACUUCCACUCCUAUGGGGAGCUCCUGAACCCCCCCCGGGCUUCCAGCAGUGCCAGAGCGGCCCCAAGCACGGACAAACCGCGGCCCCCACCGCUGCCAUCAGAACCGCCCCCCCCUCUGCCCCCUCUCCCUAAGUAACCCCCCCUUUUUACUACUGAAUCGGCCCCGCAGCCCUGGGCUGCCCCCAAAGGGCUGUUUGGGCUCCACUGCCUCACCAGAGAACUAUUUUAUUAUAAUAUAACUUUUAUUAUUGCUAUUUA